Messenger RNA from Salmo salar (Atlantic salmon), 2981 nucleotides. RefSeq names its product transmembrane serine protease 9 (gene tmprss9). Gene Ontology annotation, molecular function: protein binding; serine-type endopeptidase activity. The record is from RefSeq and is a predicted model, not a curated record. Gene Ontology annotation, biological process: proteolysis. Lineage: Eukaryota; Metazoa; Chordata; Actinopteri; Salmoniformes; Salmonidae.
AAGGUGAUUCUAGCGCCUUCACGCCCACUGGCAGGUUGAACAAAUACUGGACCUGUUUCCGACGUAUUUAGUCUCCAUGGAUCUUUUGUCUGUCCCGACUCAUCCUCUGAAAAGGAUACUGUGAUCGUCAGUGUCGGACAUUGGAGACGGGACAGAUACUGGAAUGCUCUGUAUGAGGUAAGGUUGCUUUGAAGCCAACAUGGAGUUAAAGAAGGAUCAUGAGUGGCCCCCAGGGGAGUCCGCUCCUACUCCCCCCAACUCUGUCUGCUGUAGGAACAUCACCCUGGCUUUUAUCCUAGUCUUAUUCAUCGGCGUCUUUGUGGGCUUGUUGGUUGCAUACUUGGUGGAAGAGGAGCAUUACUUCAUGGAGACGGUAGAAUUGAAGGGUCUCAAGUAUGGCCCUGACCUGCAAGAUGAAAGCUCUGCAUUCUCUAUAGUGCUCACUUCUACUCUAAAGACUAAGAUCAAGAAUAUUUUCAUUGCCUCGUCAAUAGCACAUCACUAUAUCGACUGUAAUAUUGUUACCUAUGGUAACAUCAAUGGCAAUGUGAUGGCCACAUAUCGACUGGUCUUCAGCGUGUCCAAGGUCCAGCAGUACUCUGAUAACUUUAUUCAGGACCUUUUGAGGGUAGGACUGAACGCCCUGUUUCAUGGGAAGUCCAUAGAAGUGCCUAAGUUUGGAGAGAUCAACACUAUUGUUUUACUGGGGGCCAGUGGGAAGUCAUUCUAUAACAUUGGAGACGAUAUGGCCAGCUGUCCUGACAACACUUUUACCUGUGACAAUGGGGAGUGUGUCACCAAGGUCAACGCCGAGUGUGAUUUCAUCCCGGACUGUGCCGACGGCUCUGAUGAAGCUUACUGCUCCUGUGGGACACGCCCGGCCAUGGGCAGUAGAAUAGUGGGUGGAGUGGAUGCCCGUCCUGGGGAGCUGCCCUGGCAGGUCAGUCUGAGGCUGCAUGGCAGACACAACUGUGGAGCCUCCAUCAUCAACAGCCAUUGGCUUGUCACUGCUGCUCACUGCUUCGAGAAGGACAAUGACCCAAAAGAAUGGACAGCCCUGGUAGGAGCCAGCCUGGUGAGUGGAGAAGAGUCAGAAGCCAUCUCUGUGAACAUCAAGUCUGUGUUUGUGUCCCCAGACUACAACCCUAUGACCACUGACAACGAUGUGACCAUGCUGGAGCUAGAGACUCCCCUCACCUUCAGCCCCUACAUUCAGCCUGUCUGUCUGCCCUCCUCCUCCCAUGUCUUCAGCCCAGGCCGGAACUGUGUGGUGUCAGGCUGGGGGGCUCUCAACCAGCAUUCCUUUGAUACGCCACCAUCUCUACAGAAGGCAGUGGUUAAUAUCAUUGAUUCAAAGGUCUGCAACAAGUCGUCCGUUUACAGAGGCUCUGUGACCGACAACAUGAUGUGUGCUGGCUUCCUACAAGGGAAGGUCGACUCCUGUCAGGGUGACUCUGGAGGGCCAUUGGUGUGUGAGGAGGCCCCAGGGCGGUUCUUCCUCGCUGGGGUGGUGAGCUGGGGCGUGGGCUGUGCUCAGAUCAACAGGCCAGGGGUCUAUUCCCGUGUCACCAGGCUACGCAACUGGAUCCUCAGCCACACCAACCCUGGCAUGGUCCACUACCCUGCCCACACCCCACCAAUGGUGCCAGUUACAACACCAACAGUCAGUCCUAUUUCCAAGACAAUGGUAGCAGCCCCACUCCUGCAUGCUGUGAACUGUAGUGAGAACUUCAAGUGCAGGGCUGGGGAGUGUGUCAGCAAAAUGAACCCUGAGUGUGAUGGUGUCAUUGACUGCUCUAACAAGGCUGAUGAGAAGAACUGUGAUCUAUCCGCUGCCUUCGACACCGUGGACCAUCAGAUCCUCAUCGCCACCCUCUCAGGGCUAGGUGUCUUAGGCUCUGCACACUCUUGGAUUGCAUCCUACCUGGCAGGCUGCUCCAACCAGGCAGGGUUUCCAGACUGUGGCAUGCGUCCGGCAGUGGGCUCCCAGAGGAUUGUGGGUGGCUUGACGGCACGGAGGGGGGAGUGGCCAUGGAUUGGCAGCCUACAGUAUCAACGCUUACACCGCUGUGGAGCCACUCUCAUACACUCUAAGUGGCUCUUGACUGCUGCCCACUGCUUCAAAGGUAACUCCAACCCUGUCGCCUGGUCAGUGAGUCUGGGUUCAGUGCUGAGGUCCGGGGUGGGAGCUCUGGUUAUCCCCAUCCAGAGGACCAUACUGCACCCGGGCUUCAACAGCACCAACAUGGACUAUGAUGUGGCCCUGCUGGAGCUGGCUGUCCCAGCACCCAGGUCCUACACAAUCCAGUUGGUUUGCCUCCCCUCUCCUGUACACAACUUUCUGAAGAACACUGAGUGCUAUAUCACUGGCUGGGGCUCCAUGAGGGAGGGAGGUUCUCUGACCAACCUGCUCCAGAAAGCUGAUGUGAACAUCAUUGAGCAGUCAGACUGCCAGCAGGCAUACGGCAACAGCCUCACCCCAAGCAUGAUGUGUGCCGGCUACAUGGAGGGGGGCAAAGACACAUGCCUGGGAGAUUCUGGUGGCCCCUUGACAUGUCGUGAAUUCUCUGGCCAGUGGUUUGUUGCCGGGGUAACUAGCUGGGGACAUGGCUGCGGACGGACUGCUUUCCCAGGAGUCUAUAUGCGGGUCACUGCCAUCAGGGAAUGGAUAUCCAACUAUCUGCACUUCUGAGGCUAUGGAAGAGAGAAGGAAUUGAGACUGACAGAGACAUCAUACAAUACUUGAGGACACAAAAUGGGUUUUCUACAUUGCAGCCACCACUGGCAUUUGUGUGUUACUGGUCAAGGAAGAUAUGCCACCAGUAAACUGCCUGGAGAGUCCAGCUGAAAGUUUAAUCUUGGACAAUAAUGUGGAUAACUGGUCCAUGGACAUUUUACUACAACAUACAUUAUUAAAUGGGGAAGUGUAUUUAUUUUAGUCUUUGUGGGUCCAACAAUAUAUUUCAUUUUAUUGGCAUUUA